AUGACGUUAUUUUAUGGGCAUUGGAGAAUAAUACCACAUCUACCUUACGUUAUCACUAUCUAUCUAUCUAUCUAUCUAUCUAUCUAUCUAUCUAUCUAUCUAUCUAUCUUAUGUAUGCAUCUAUCUAUCUAUCUAUCUAUCUAUCUAUCUAUCUAUCUAUCUAUCUAUCUAUCUCUGUUUUUCAUUAUCUAUGUAUCUAUGUAUGUAUCUAUAUAUUUAUUUAAGUCUUUUUUCAUUAUCUAUUUGUCUAUCUAUCUUAUUCAGUUUCAUAUCUAUCUAUCUCAAUUUUUAAUUAUCUAUCUAUCUAUCUAUCUAUCUAUCUAUCUAUCUAUCUCAGUUUUUCAUUAUCUCUGUAUGUAUCUAUAUAUCUAUUUAAGUUUUUUUUCAUUAUCUAUCUAUCUAUCUAUCUAUCUAUCUAUCUAUGUCUGUUUUAGAUUAUCUAUGUAUGUAUCUAUAUAUCUAUUUAAGUCUUUUUCAUUAUCUAUCUAUCUAUCUUAUUCUGUUUCAUGUCUAUCUAUCUAUCUAUCUCAGUUUUUCAUUAUCUAUAUAUCUAUCUAUGUAUCUAUAUAUCUAUUUAAGUCUUUUUCAUUAUCUAUCUAUCUAUCUAUCUAUCUAUCUACGGAACGAACUCACUAA
Messenger RNA from Acanthosepion pharaonis, 636 nucleotides. NCBI's taxonomy places the organism in Eukaryota, Metazoa, Mollusca, Cephalopoda, Sepiida, Sepiidae. The record is from the annotation of a GenBank genome assembly.